UCUGGAAAAUUAUUUCCUGGGUGUCGCAUUAUAUCGUCCAGUCGUGAACAUUCCAUCAGAAAUUUUUGGGGAGAAGUUCGACCAGACAAGGUUAUUGCACUUGCUGGAAUAACAAUGGAGUCCAUCAAAGAAAUCAUUUCUGGAUAUGAAGGAGAUGAAGAAGCCGAGAAAAUAAUGGAAUUUCUCAAAAUCAAAGCCCCAUUACUCUUGUUUCUGUGCACUACACCUGUGAUGCUUGUUUACACACUGAUAGCGUUGAAAUUCAAAUCCGACUUCAAACCAAACACUAUGACUGGUAUUAUGAUUGUUGUCAUGCAAAGUAUCUUACGAUCUCCCCACACUUACCAAGAGAAUAUUUUGGAAGCUUUGGGCAAAUUAAAAGAACUAUCAUACAUUGGGACAGUGAAACGUCAAGUUUUAUUUACAGAAGAUGAUUUUCGUCAAGUUAAUUUAAAACCAGUAGAAGCAACCGAUCUAGCAAUCCUGGCUCCUGGAGGAAUAUAUCGUAAACUUUUUCAAGGAAUUCACCUUCUUUACUUCCAACAUCAAAGCAUUCAAGAAAUGCUCACAUCUUUUUAUAUUCUUGGACUGGAUUUAAAAUCUUUCAAGAAGUUCGUAGAUAAACAUCUUCAUACCGGCCACUUUGUUCUCAUCAGAAAAAUAAUGUGUGGACUUUUAUUAAAUUCCACAAUUUAUGAAGCAGCAGGAAUUUUACUUGGAGAAAUAAAGGAUCUCAAGAAAAAGCAAAAUAUUCUUAAGAGAAGCUUGCAAUUCCAACUCCAAAAAAUAUCAAACGAAUCAGAUCGUUUGGAACUUUUCACUGCAUUGAACGAAGCCAAGGAUGGAAUGAGUGACAUUGUCAAAUCAUCUUUUGACAAAAUUGACAUGUCUAGAUAUCCUCUCUCCAUAAGUGAUGCUCAUGUCAUUGGAUCAGUAGCUUCCUACUGUACAUUACUAACAAUGAAUUUUAUUGAAUGUGACCUCAAGUCAGCCUCACUUCAAACUCUGGCAUCUGGAUUGAAAGGAUCAAACUUGAAGAUCAUGAAGUUGCGGCUGGAUAGAAACAAAAACAUGGGAGUUGAAGGUUUAUCAUCAGUUGGACAAAUACUUUCCAAUCAAUCCUGUGUUGAAGAGUUGAACCUUAGCUACUGUAACCUGUCAUCAGAUCAACUACAAGCUUUCAAAUUAUCGUUGGGAAAUAACACAGAGGUCAUAAACUUGCAGCUGUAUCAUAACAUAAACAUGGGAGUUGAAGGUUUAUCAUCAGUUGGACAAAUACUUUCCAAUCAAUCCUGUGUUGAAGAGGUAAACCUUGGCUACUGUAACCUGUCAUCAGAUCAACUACAAACCUUCAAAUUAUCGUUGGGAAAUAACACAGAGAUCACACAGUUGCGACUGAAUAGAAACAAAAACAUGGGAGUUGAAGGUUUAUCAUCAGUUGGACAAAUACUUUCCAAUCAAACCUGCGUUGAAGAGUUGGACCUUAUCUACUGUAACCUGUCAUCGAAUCAACUGCAAGCCUUCAAUUCAUCCUUAGGAAGCACAAAGAUUGAUUGGUUGGGUCUGGAUGAAGAUCGUACUGCAAACCAUGAAGAUAUUGUUGCAGUUGCAAAUCUGCUUCCUAAUGUUAAUGAGAUGUUAGGUUUGCAAGGAUGGAAAAUAGCUGAUGAAGAUAAAGAACUAUUACAGAAUCAACUUGAUGAAAUCGGAUCUGAGGAACUAAAAAUUAGGCUGUCUGGAAGAACACUCAAGAAUCAAAGGCGAUCAGAUGAUGCUACAACUGAUGUCAUUUUUGAACGAACCAUAACUUCUGAAGUCGACUUUGGGCCCACAUCACCACAUGGCAGUUUGGAGAAUACUGAAGAAAAUGCAGAAACUUUAAGAGAAGAUAGAAACCCAAGAAGUGAACUCCUGCUGACUGAAGAAGAAGUAACUGAGCAAGCUGCGAAGCCAACUCAGCAUACUUUGCCACAAAUUGAAAAUGUUUUCUCUCAAAGAAGCGGAUCCGACAUUCUUUUGACUUGGGAUGAAGUAUCUGACAGCAACAUCCUAUACAACGUAGAUAUCUUCUGUGAUGAUGUGAAACUUAGAGAGACUCACACUACAGAGAUUCCACAGUAUAGAAUGAAGUCACCUACACUUGGUAAAACAUACCGUUUCCAAGUCUGGGCCAAGGAUGAAUGGGGUAACAUUGGAUACAAGACACAGUCAAAGAAUGUUAUAAAAGCCAAAAACAUUGGAGUUGAAGGGGAUACAAUAGACAUUAAUGAAUGCAAAGUUACUUUUCCGGAUGGAACAUUCAUUGAACAAACAAAAGUCUGGAUGUCAGUUCGAUUGGACAAUUCAAUAUGCCCAGCACAAUACGUCGCGAUCACACCAGUUCUUGACAUCAGUGCAGGAUCGCCAUUACGCAAAAAUGCAAUUGUACAAAUGGAGUCCUGGCGUCUUCAGCUUAAAAAAGAGGAUGUUGACAUACUUCACUUUACCAAUGACACUGACUGGAACAUUAUUAAACCCGAUCUUGUCUCGUUUGACAGAACUAUUGAAUUUCGCUGUCAAGAGUUCAGUCGAGUAAUUGCCGCUAUCAAACGAUGGUUUUACGCCCCAGUUCUCAAAGAAAACUUUCUUUAUACGAUGGGUCACAAUCGAAUCUGUAUAACAUUUUUUAGUCUAAGUGAACUUGUUGAAAAAAGCAUAAUUACAUAUUACGAAAGCCGGGGUGCACAACCGGUACCAACAAGAUUCAACCAAGUUAUUUUGAGGCAUGGAGAUAGAAUUCAUCUCAAGCUACGAAUAGAAGGGGGGCCUGGAGAAUUACAUUUCAAUGAACCUAAUGGUCACAGAUUUUCUGUAGAUGAUGACUUCUUAACAGCAUCGAGACAUGACUUUGAAUUUCUCCCCAACUUGCAGCGAUAUCCUGAAAUUGUCAUCAAAUGUGAAAUGGAAAAAAAUGAAGAUGAAAUUAAUAGAAAAGUAAUUAAAUUUACUUUCCCACUAAAACCUCCAGAACGCAGAGGACCUCCACCUAUCAACUUUGCUGGAGCAAAUAUUGGGAAUCUGCAUCUACCGGAAAGAGGAAAUCAGAACAAUCAGCAAAUGGGGCAAAAUGAACAAGAAGAAGCUGGUGCAGUAGGUGGAAACCAAGCAAUAGAAUAAACCAAUACAACAUGAAGGUGAUGACGAUGGUUCGACAAAUCUUUCCAAGGUUUAUGCUACAAAAACGGUAGAUUUGGAAUGAAGGCGGAUCUUCCUGGUCUGACGCUCCGAUCAUGAGUCAUCUUACGGAAGAAGUCUUGUUCGAUGAGUUUGCGAACUCUGGAUAUAAUGAUGACGGUACCUUCGUCGGAAAAUUAACUACGACCCCCCUUCCUCCUCAGCGUUUAAAAUAGAACAUUCCAGAACCUUGCAUCGACGUCAUUUAAUCAAGUCUAAAGAUUGCAAAGCUUUUAUCUGAUGACGUAGACCUCCACAUGUUCACAUUCGGAAAAGGAUUGAUCAAAAUUUUCCGAAUGUCUCCUGAUGCUUUCAUCCAAUUGUCUCUUCAACUUGCACAUUUCAGGGUCAAAGGUCAUUUCAGUUUGACUUACGAAGCCUCAAAGACGAGAUUGUUCCGAAAAGGGAGGAGCGAGACUGUUCGUUCAUGCAUGUCUGAAUAUUGCGCUUUCGUUCGCGCCAUGGAAGAUUCAGAACAAACUAAUGAAGACAGAAUUGCUCUUUUGAAGAAAGCUACAGAACGCCAUGUAUCAGGAUAUAAGAAGGCCAUGACUGCUAGGUCAAGGAAUUGAUCGUCAUUUAUUUUGUCUCUACGUCGUGUCAAAAUAUCUCAAGAUUGAGUCUCCCUUUUUGCAAAAGAACUCAUCUCGAUUUGCUGAUAACAUCGAAAAAGCAAUGAUGAAUGUGAAGGACCUCUGCGAAUAUGCAAAGAAAAAAUAAUUUGAGAAAAAAAGAAAAAAAAUUAGGAAUUAUUAUUAGGUUUUAAUGCAUUGUGUUUUAUAAAAAAGGGGGGGAGCACUGAGGGUAAAAAUGUACGGGAUUUUAUUUUGAUUUUACUUAUACUUUUGUGUGAAAAAGCGUGUUCUAUUUUUUCUGUAAUAUUUACUGAUUGUGUUUUUAUCUUAGUGUAAAACAGAUUUGGAAACCAAAAAAAAAAAAAAUUCUGAGGGAUGGGGGAAUUUUUCAGAUAAAUUUGAAUUUGAGUAAAAUUUCAUAUAAAUCACGAUUCAGCAUACUUGCAUAAAUAUUUUGAACAAACCGGCAGUGGCUAGGUAUCACUGUAGGCUCUGAACCUUUUUUCUGACCCCUUACCCUGCCCCCUCUCCCCCCCUUUAAUUUUCGUCGUCUCACUCAGGUAAGAGCUGUAUACAGCAUAUAUAUCCAGACAUGUUUUUCAAGUUUUUUUUAAGAAUUUGGGCGCAUUUGCCUGUGGUGAGGUCACAACACAGGACCCAGAGAGAUUAUGACAUUUUUUCUCACACUCCCUGUCCCCCCACAAUUUCAAUGCCCCAGCCAGGAAGGAAAACCGCUCUAGUGGGAGCUAUCUGUUGGGGUCCCGUUAUUUUUCUCCCCCUCCCCUCUUUUUCCAAGAUAAACUCCUAUGUUGUGCUCCUCGCUUUUUCAUUUUCUGUAUAUUCAACAUAUCAACCACUUUGUAUUUGCUCCUCUGGAACACCACAUUGUCACAAAUAUUUUUGAUAAUAACCCCCCAUCCCCCCCAAAAAAAAAAAAAUUGUGUUAUUUACAUUAACAAGAAUACAGCAUAGAUGAAUAUUAAAAUAAAAAAAAUUUUUAGUUCCUUCCAACUUAUCUUCCUCAAAUAUUUUCACUUUAUUGAGGAUAUUAUUUUUCAAAACAAUACGUUGCUACGAAACCAUAUAUUGUAUUGGCCCUCACAGACGUAUUAAAUGAAGGU
Molecule: messenger RNA, 4909 nt
Organism: Styela clava
Lineage: Eukaryota; Metazoa; Chordata; Ascidiacea; Stolidobranchia; Styelidae
Source: RefSeq, a predicted model, not a curated record